GUAUUGAAUAACCGCACCCUUCACCAACACCCUCGGACUCUGCUGAAUCCGCCGGUCGGAUCAGGACACGAGCUGUUACGUAUUGUUAAUUUCAUUCGGCGGGAAUACCAGAGAUGAAGAUUAUAAGUUUAUUGUUUGUGUUUGGAUUAAACGCCUCAAUUAAAUGUCAAGAGGCGUCACAAGCGUUCCCUUUCAAUUAUGAAGAGCUUAAAGAAGUAAAAGACAAGUUAACGUGCCCUCAAGAUUAUGAAAAGCGGGGUGCAGAUUGCUAUAAAGUGUUUACUACUAAAUUGACGUUCGACGAGGCGGAGGUGAUCUGCGAAAGUGGAGGAGGACACUUGACGUCCAUUGAUGGUGCUACAUCGAACGAGUUCAUUUCGGAACUAAUUCGUAAGAAAGACAGUAAUAUAGUAAACUACUGGAUAGGAUACAACCGUCAAAAUGUCGACUCGUCUACACCAAAAAAAGCAUUUCACGUAUCCGGUAAACAAACGGAGACGUCUAUCGGAUAUUGGGGACCGGGUCAACCGAAUAUUAAUAAGGGAGAAUGUGUAAAAAUUACAUAUGAAAACAAAUUUCCCUUCUGGAAUUUUGCUUGGUGUGGCGAGAAACUGCCAUUCAUAUGUAUGAAACCAGCCUGUGUUUCGGAUCAGUUUUACUGUGAGAAAACGGGUAAAUGCAUCAAGAAUGAAUAUCUCUGCGACGGCUUUGACGACUGUGGCGAUAGGUCUGACGAAUUGUUAGAUAAUCAAAAAUGCUCCGAUAGAUGCGUCUUUUAUAAGAAAGGUACCGAAAGUGGUAAUAUUGUUUCCGAAGGUUUUCCAACGUCUUAUGCUUCGUAUAAAGAAUGUAUUUGGAUAAUCGAAGCUCCACCAGGAAGAAGAGUUCAAUUUAAGUUUAACGAUUUACAAACUGAAAGUGGUUUUGACGUCAUCGAUAUUUGGUUAAAUGGUAAUACAUUUGAAAAGUCACGGUUUGCUGCGUCAUUAUCAGGAGUUAAAAGUGUGGGACAAGUACCAACUUUUAUUUCUGAGAACAAUUUCAUGAUUAUUCGAUUCUCUACCGAUGGUUCAAUUGGUAACAAAGGUUUCAGUGGAACAUGGACGUCAACUUAUAAAUGCGAAAUGAGAAAAAAGGAGAACUAUAUGCAAACUGGCGAAGACCUAAUUACUUUGGAAGGAUCUGACGAAAAUAGUUGUAUUACUAGCUGUGAAAGUAAAAUUAAUUGUCAUGCGUUCACAUUCUACACAACAAAGGGGCGGUGCAUUCAACAUUCAAAGAUUGUUAAGCCUAUACCAAAUAAAUCUAAUGAUAUAACCUCUUUUUGGGUGAAAACUUGUCCUGGCGUUCCUACAACUCAAACAAGCCUUGAGUAUUUACCCGGAGGUAAUGGCGAUGUUCCCACGGCGACUGACGAAUGGCAAUAUAUCAUGUCACCUUUUUAUCCGCUCAAUUAUCCUAGUAACAUAAAAAUAGAUUGGCUAAUAAAGGCUUCCCAAUUCUCAUUAAUUACUAUUCAAGUUCUUGAUGUGAAGCUUGGCGAAAAAGAUCAACUCGUUGUAAAGAAUGGAGACAGUGAUAGUUCUAAAGUACUAGCAACUUUAGAUGCCACAUCCAAAGCAAAUGAUCUAAUUAUUAUUACAACUGUUAAUUCGGCUUACAUUUAUCUUGAUUCUAAAUCCGAAAAAACGAACGUUGGAUUUCAAAUAAGAUAUAAGAUAGGUUGUGAUGUUGAGUUGACCGGAAAAUCUGGUUCAAUACAAACCCCAGGUUUUGGUAUUGAAGAUUAUCCAGCUUUGCAGACUUGUAAAUGGCUAAUAAAGACUGAUAGCCCUAUAACAGUCAAAUUUCCCUCAGCAGACUUUCGUCUGGGAACUGGAGACUUCUUACAGAUUUUUAGAGGAAUUACCGAUCAAACACAACCUGUGCAUUCAGGCAGUGGCUUUUCCGGCUUAAAUGCUCCAACUAAACUACAAGUGAAUAAUGGACAGCUCUUAAUUAAAUUCACUAGUGAUGCUAAUAUAGAGUCAACAGGCUUUAGUGCUAAAUAUUCUAUAGAUUGUCCAGACUAUCAAAGAAACGUGGAUACAUCUAUUACAUCAGGAACUUAUUCAGCAAACUUUGGUUCAAAGUUUACAGUAUCCUGCUUAAACGCCGGAUAUUAUUUUUCAGCUGAGGAAUUCUUUGAAAAGAGUGCAGUAGAGUUAAGAUGCGAAAUUGGAGGUAAAUGGAACUAUAAUCGUUUACCGCAAUGUGUAAAACGCUAUUGUGGUCAUGUACCGGAUGUUAAUAAUGGAUAUAUAGAGAAAACAACUGGAGUUGUAUUAGGACAAACAGCAACAUUUAAGUGUUUUCCCGGUUUUUCCAUAUCGCCAAAUGGUAAUGUUAAUUGUCAAGCAGAUGGCAAAUGGAGUUCCUCUCCUAAAUGUGAAAGUCAAAAUUGUCCACCAAGAGGUCCCCCUCCAAACUCUGUUCUGAGUAGAGUACACGGCGAAGGGUUCGAAUAUGGUACAGUUCUUACUACACAGUGCAAUGAAGGGUUUGAAUACUAUAAAGGAAAUCAUGUGAUUUAUUGUAAGAAUGGAGGAGAGUGGUCUGGAGAAUUAGCUACUUGUAGAAAAAAGAAAUGUCCUGUAACCCAGAUACCAAACGCCAGUUCUAAUAAACAAACAGCAUUUAUCGAAUUCGAGGACGUUAUUACAUAUACUUGUAAGGAGGGCUUCGAAAUUAAUGGUACUGCCUCACUUGCGUGUAAAGCUGAUCAAACUCUUGGAAGUCUGCCAUACUGUCAAGAUAAAAAUGAAUGUUUGGGUUCUCAUGGAUGUCAACAUAAAUGUGAAAAUUCAAUUGGUUCUUAUAUUUGCAAAUGCAGAGAUGGCUUUAAACUAAGUGCAAACGAUGGCAAAACUUGCUCUAAUAUUGACGAAUGUGCCAUAGGUGAUAAAGGAGGAUGUAGUCAAAUAUGUACCGACGAUCCACAAGGUUCUUAUGCUUGCUCAUGCUCGUCAGGCUACAGUUUAUUUACAACAAAUGGACAAAGUGGCUUUACAAAACAUCCCUCAGAAACUGGUACUCAACGCGGCGAUCUAUAUCAUUAUAACCAUACUUGUAUACCUAAUGAAUGCAAGGAAGACAUUGGCAACACUAUUGCUAACGGAGCUAUUCUCAAUACAAAGUCUAGAUACUAUUUUGGAGAUGAAGUAGAGUAUGAAUGUAGCCUUGGAUAUCAACUGUCUGGUGCUGGUAAUAACAUUAGGACAAAAAGAACUUGUGGAGAAGAUGGAAAAUGGAGUGGAAAUACACCUACAUGCGUUAGAGCUAGAUGUGAUUCUCUUUCUAUUCCGUCUUCGGUAAUUAAUAGACCAUCUGAAGUUAGUACUGGCUCAUCUGUUGAAUUUGGAAUGAAAGUCACUUGGAAAUGCGAUCUUUCAAGAAAGGGAGAGAAGGGCAAGUUUAUUGAAAAGUCCAGAACUUGUUUAUGGGACACUGCAAACGGUGACAAAACUAAACAAGCAUAUAGACUAGUGGGUGAUGAUCUCGAGUGCGGUAUUUUGGAUUGUGGUGAUCCUGGAGUUCUUAUUGGAUUUAGCGGUACCAAACCCUCCAAUACAGAAUAUCUUCAAGAGUUUAGGUUUGCUUGCAAAGCUGGCUAUCAGAAAACUGGAACUAGUAGCAAAGGUAACGAUAUCGUAGCCUGUGAAAAGGAUGGUCAUUGGGGUCUCAAUGAUUUAAAGUGCUCUGGACCUACUUGUACUGAUCCUGGAACUCCUCCUGAAGCUGUUCAACAUUCCGUUUCAUACGAAGAGGGUCAAGUUGUUACGUAUACUUGUAACAGACCCGGUUAUAAUCCAAAGCCAAGCCAACUGAAAUGCGUAUUUAAUGGCGGUACACCAACCUGGGAUGAUGCAACAAGUGUUGUUUGCGAGGAUGGAGAAGCGCCUAAAUUUACUGACUGCGUAAAUGAUAAGAUAGUAAUUAUUAAUAGACUGGAUACUUUGUCGUUGAGUAAACCUCAUGUAACCGAUAACUCUGGAGCAGUAAAAUCGGUUACCAUUAAAGCUGGAAGCAUUGAUAUUAAUGCCCCAAUUAAAGCGGACAGCGACAUUACAUGGGUUGCUGAAGAUUACGAAGGAAAUGCGGCCGAGUGCAACGUUAAAAUAAAAAUUAGAGAACGAAGUGUUGUCAGCAUAUCUGGUUGCCCAGAUCAUCAGACUGAAACUGUCGUAUCAAAGAAUGAAGAUAGACAAGUGACUACAAAAGGUGCAAAUUCAAUCAUAGGCGCGGUAAAACAAUCUAAGGAGCCAAACUUAAUUGACGUCAAUUAUAAAAAUAUUGGUAAAGUUUUCACUGUUACCAUAAAAGCUUGGGAUGAGUCGGAAAAUAUGGCUGAAUGUAAAUAUCAAUACUUAAUUGAAAGUGGAAAAUGCGUAGAAUGGUCUUUAAGAGAACCUAAAAAUGGUAACAAAAACUGCGCAAUAGCACCUGGAGGAACAGUUUGUACUAUGACAUGUGAGAGUGGUUAUGUUUUUCCUGAUGGUAAAACAACUCGCGUCUAUUCCUGUCAAAGUGGUAAUGAUUGGGAUAUUGGAAAUGAAGUUCCCGAUUGCGUUAAACCGAAAGAAGCUACUUAUCUUCAAGAAAUUCAAUUGAUUUACAAAGCUUCUACAUUCUCCCUUAUAAGCGAAAAUUGUGCAGCAGAAUAUUUAAGUGUGAUUAGAAGUAAAAAAGCACUGAUUGAGAAAACAGCCGAUGAGCAAGAUCAUUGUAGUAUUGUAAAUGUUAAAAUGCCAGAUUCGGUUGAUGAGGCAAUAAAGGGUAGAUCUGUAGUUUCUAACUUCUACGUCACUCUCUCAUGGUCGAUAACACCUUUUGAGACGGUCAAGAGUCGAAAGGACAGAUGCGCGUCACUAACCACAGCCUUCCUUCAGACAUUAGUCAAGGGAGAAAAAGGUUUUGCUGAGCAUUUAUUUGAAAUUGUUCCCAGCUCAACAUCAGGAUGCUUAAGAUUACUGCUUCAGACGGGAAAUCAAUUCCAGGAAAGUCAUGGAUAUGUUUGUCCUGUGGGUAAAGCUAAAGAAGACCUAUGCAUUCCAUGUUCUCCUGGGUAUCAUUCUGUUGCUGGUGAAUGCCAGGAAUGUCCCAAGGGAACUUUCCAAGAGUCUAUAAAUAAAGAUGAGUGCACAAUGUGUCCAAAUAACACUUUUACCUAUAACUCUGGAUCUCUAUCACGGGAUGAUUGUAAACCCGUUUGUGAAAGGGGAAUGAUAUCAAGUUCUAAAUUGCCUCCGUGUAGACAGUGUCCUGUUGAUACUUAUUGGAUUAGUCCUGAGAAAUGUCAAGCUUGUCCUACAGGAACAGAAACUGAAGGUAGAACAGGAGCAAAGAGUCUGGAAGAAUGUCGAGCAAGGUGUAAACCUGGUGAAUUUUCUGUAACUGGAAGAGCUCCAUGCCGAAAAUGCCCCAAAGGGUUCUAUCAGAAUUUGGACGGGAGUACAACAUGCAAAGAAUGUCAAUCUGAUGAAACAACAGCAUCAGAAGGAGCUGAUGAUGCAUCUCUCUGCAUCUCCUCAAGAGUAUGCCAGCCGAGUCCGUGCUUGAAUGGAAAUUGUAAUGUGAAAAAUCACAGAGCUAUUUGCAACUGUCAGGCUGGUUGGACUGGCGAUUUAUGCGAUCAAAAUAUUGAUGAAUGUGCUUCAAAUCCUUGUUUCUACGAUGGUAAAUGCACAGAUAAGGUAAACGAUUUUGAAUGCGAAUGUAAGAAACGAAUAAAAAUUAGCUUUGAAGAAAAAUCAAAUCAAGCUCCUUCGGAUGGAAAUGUUCUUGCAUAUUCUAGCAACCAAGGAGCAACGCGAGAAGGAUGUAUGCAGACAUGUAAAGAAGAUUCGUCUUGUACAAAUGCCCUUUAUCAGACUCUAGAUUCGAGAUGUAUCUUAUUUAAAGGUGAAGGAACAUCCUUCGUACCUUAUCCUAAUAGUCUACUAUUUAUUAAAAAACAAACCGAGUCUGACGCUUAUUCUGGAAAGAGAUGUGAAAUUGAGGCAAACGAUUGUUUGAAUAAUCAAUGUGCGAACGGUGGCAUGUGUCAAGAUUUGGAUGGCAAUUAUAAAUGUCUCUGUCUUACAACAUCAAUCUUUUCUGGACAAUUUUGUGAACAGAGUCAAGAUAUAUGUGCCCGUUCACCUUGUCAGAAUGGAGGAACAUGCGAAAAGCUUAGUAGUUUCCGCCGUAAAUGUCUCUGUGUAGACGGAUUUAUUGGGAAAGAUUGUGAAACCAAUGUUGACGAGUGCGCUUCAAACCCAUGUAUGAACGGUGGAACUUGCAGGAAUCUCUUAAAUCGCUUUGUCUGCGAUUGUAAUAGUCGCUACUUUGAAGGAGAGCGAUGCGAAAAGAGAAAAACUAAUCCAUGUAAUGGGGUUUCUUGUAGUGGUAGAGGACGAUGCAUCGAGGAUUACGAGAAUAGCGCUACAAAAUGUCUAUGUAGCGAGGGAUACAGAUCUGAUUAUUUCUGGAUGGAGUGGCAAGAUACAGAUAAACCCGACACCAAUGACGAUGAUGACGAACAUUAUGUAGCUAAUAACGUGUGCUCGGGAACAAAACCUCUUGAAAUUAGAUGCAGAGACGCUAAAUCAAAGAAGACGUGGUCAGAAACUGGAGAUGUUUUAAUUGUUCCAUGUGAGCUUGAUGGAGGUCUUGUUUGUCUGAACUCCAAUCAAACGAACAAUAGAACUUGCAGCAACUAUGAAGUUCGUUACAAAUGCUCUCUAUUAGCUGUUAGAAAUGGUAUAUCAGAUUGCGUUGUUGAUGACGCUUGUGUUGAUGAUCCAUGUGAAAGAGGAACGUGUAGACCCAGACCGGGAGAAAACCCUCCCUACAUUUGCGGCUGUCCAACCGGCUUCUUUGGAGCAAAAUGUCAACACGAACAGAAUGAAUGCGAUGUCGAACCAUGCAUUAAUGGCGGGAAGUGUAUUGAUAAAACUGGAGGGUACAUGUGCGAAUGCCCAAGCGGAUAUGAGGGUUUCAACUGUGAAAGGCAGAAAAAUUUAUGUCAACCAAAUCCUUGCAAGGCAGAGUGGACUCAAGAGUGUAAGAAUUCAGUAAAUGAUUAUGAAUGCGUUUGCAGAGGUGGAUAUCAGGGCAAAAACUGUACUGAAGAGAUAAAAGAAUGUGACAGCAAUCCUUGUCUAAAUGAUGCCCCAUGCGAAGAAAAGGAAGGAAGCGGUUAUAAGUGUAACUGCCCUUCGGGCUACGAUGGUUUAAAUUGUGAAAAAAUGAAAAAUAACUGCAACGACGAUACAUGUAAACGAGAUGCUAAAUGCUUCAACGUAUUUAAUACAUUCUAUUGUGCCUGUAAACCAGGUACUUUUAAUGCUAUCUGUUCUGAUGGGCCAAAAUUAUGUGAAAAUGCAAAUCCUUGUUUAAAUGGUGGAACAUGCUCUAUAAAGGAUGGUCGAGCUGUAUGUAAAUGUCCCCCAGCUUUUACUGGUGAUGGUUGCGAAAAAGAAAAAGAUUAUUGUGGAGCAAAUAGUAUUUGUCAGAAUGGAGGAACAUGUUCAUUAACAAAUAACGGAUACAAUUGUGAAUGUCCUAGUGGAUUUAUGGGGACAAAUUGCGAGACUAACAUAGACGAUUGUAGGAAUGUACAGUGUAAUGGAGGUCAAUGCAUAGAUGGUGUUAAUGAAUACUUCUGUCGUUGUACUAAUGGUGUUGUGGGAUCAAAUUGUGGCAAAUUAAUUGAUAGAAACUUUGAUAUAGCUUUCUUAAGGGCAACAAAGGACAGUAGUGCAGUUUCUCCAGUUCCCUUUAAAAUGGAAAAGCGAAUGAUGUCUUUGGGCGUUUUCGUUCGUUAUCUAUCCCAAGCUGAUACUGGUUUGUUCUUAACUCUCUUCUCAUCCGAAUCAGAAACAACUAAGGAAAUAGAUGAGAAAUUACUUCAUAUUGAUCAUACUGGAGUAACCUUAUUCUUUGAUGGGGGUGAUAGAUUUUUACCUUUUGGUGCUAAUCAUAGAGUUAACGAUGGACAAUGGCAUUAUGUAGUUAUCACCUUCGAUUCAAAUAAGGCUGUAGCAAAAUUGUUUGUGGAUGGAGCUCAGGCAAACAUAUUGUCAAGUUAUAAACCAGAUUACGAACUACCGAAGUAUGGUAUAAUCCGUAUAGGAGAUAAAUACGAUAUGAAUAAAAAGGCUUCCGUUAAAAAUGAGGGAUUAUUAGGUUACGUAAGCUUAGUACAAUUCUGGAAUAGAGAAUUAAGUACGAAUGAAAUUGAUGAAGCUCAAAAAUUAGGCAACGAUAAUCCAGCAUCAUUGAUAAAUGAAAUUACCCUUGAUUGGUCUUUGAUGAAUACCGAAAGUGGUGCUACAAGAAUAAUUCCAUCAGUACGAAAAAUAAAGAUUUGCCCCUCUGAUAAGAUAGGAAACGAUUGUAGCCAAAAUAAUGAUAAAAUAGGUCCUAAUGUCGUUAGCUGUCCAUCAAAUAUUGUUAAAACAGGUUCAUCUCGUCUAAUUAGUGUUACUUGGACUGAACCAACGUUUAAUAAAAACACGGAAAAAUCAUUUAAUUACGUAAAUGGACAAGUAUUCACUGCUGGAGUUUAUCAAGUUAUAUAUGUUGCGAGAGAUAAGUUGAAUAAUGUAGCCAUCUGUAAGUUCAAGAUUUUCAUAAGAAGAGACGAUUGUAACAAUCCCUCUGCUCCUCUUAACGGUAUUACACCAACUCGUACUACAUACAAAAACCUCUAUGUCAACAGUCAACCGUCAUGUUCAGCAUCUUAUUAUCCUCUCUUACCUUCACCAAUAUUCUACACUUGUGGUCCAAUCGGUACCUUCAAUCUGAAGGAUCCAUGGCAUGAAUUUAAAUUCCCACCUUGCGGUAGAAUCGGCGUAAAAUCGUUUACAUUAACUGCUUCAUGGGGCUACGAUCUAACAAGCUGCCAAUCAACGGCUACAAAUGGAUUAAAAUCAAAAAUUAUCGAGGAUAUAAGAACUUUACAUACCAACCAAAAAGGCCAGACAGGACAAGGUUUAUGUAAUGCCGAUAACAAUUGCGGAAAUGCAGUUGUAACUGUCACAUGUAGCGGUAAUAGGGCUGAUGCUGAUAUUAGCAUUAAAAAUUCGCUAAGAUAUAUUGGCAGUACGAGAACAACCAUAACUUUAAACAAAGCAGCAAUGCAAGAUGGUCUCUUUAUAACUGAUAAUGUUGCAGGAGGAAACAAAAUCAUAACUAGCUCUUUUAAAACUGAAAUAGUCAUUUCUUGCCCUCAAUUUUACCACAAAGUUGACGAUGAAUGUGUCCAGUGCACAAAAGGAUAUAUGUAUGAUGAAAGUGAUAAGAGUUGCAAGGCCUGUGAUAUUGGAGAAUAUAGUGAAUCUGACGGUAGCUCCUCUUGUUCAAGAUGCGGAACUGGACAAACAACAGCAACGAAGGGUACAUCAAAUAAGAAUAAUUGUAUUUUAUCUUGUUCACCUGGCCAAUAUUACUCACUAUCUGAUAGACGUUGUAGACAAUGUGAAAAAGGUUAUUAUCAAGAGGACAGUGGUAAAACUUAUUGUCUACCUUGUGUUCUGGGAAAGACAACCAACGGUGACGGAAAGUCAAAAGAAACCGAUUGUAUUGAUCAAUGUGAAAGCGGAGAGGCGUUACAAUCUGAUGGAACCUGCAAGAAAUGUCCAAUUGGUACCUAUAGAAAUAAAGCAAGUAAAGAGCUUUCAUGCCAGCAAUGUCCAUCUGGAACAACAUCGAAAGAAGAAGGUGCAAAGAGUACGGCUGACUGUAACCGAGUAAAAUGUGAACUGGGUUACAUUCGAGAGGGUGAUAAUCCUGGCGUCUGCAAAGCUUGUCCUGUAGGCGAAUACAGAUCGGAUGAAACGAAAGAUACCGAAUGUGUUAAAUGUCCAGACAAAAAAACCACAGAACAAGAGGCUACUAUAAAUGAGAUGUUUUGCAAAUUCUUCUGUCCUGCUGGAAAGAGACUUAAAUACCAAAUCAUUAAUAAUAAAAAUGAAACAUCAUGCGAACCAUGUCCUCUUGGAAUGUUCAAAACCGAAAAUGAACCAUUUUCUGAAACUUGUACAAACUGUCCAGGCAACAAGCCUGACACUGCAUAUGUAGGCGCAACAUCAAGAGACCAAUGUAGAUAUGGAAAUUGUACAAAGGGCUAUAGUUUAGUAUUGCAUCCAGAUAGAAAGGAAUGCAAAAUAUGUCCACUAGGAACAUAUCAACCCUAUGAAGAUUUUUCACCCGGAAAUAAUGAAUGCAUAAAAUGUCCUACCGAUAAGACAACUAAGAAACUAGGAUCUUCAGCAAAAGAGGAUUGCGAGAGCGUUUGUGAAAGUGGAUAUCAACGAGAUAUCAGCCAAACUAAUUUCAUAUGUAUGAAAUGCCCAAUUGGAAAAUAUAAAGAUAAUACUAUUGAAGAAAAUGAACCAAAAACUUUCAUGAAUCCUUUUAGUAACUGUACGGAAUGUGACAAUGGCAUGAUAACACCAGAAGAGGCUUCCAAGACUAGGGGUGCAUGUACUGUACCACCCUGUAAACCAGGAGAGUAUUUAGAUACGGACGUAAACCAAUGCAAAGUAUGUCCCAAAGGAAAAUACCAAAGCAAAAAAUGGCAAAAGAAAUGUUUAGAUUGUCCAAAAUUUUUCACUACACCAUCUACUGGAGCAAAGUCUUCUAGUGACUGCAAUACUGUUGCUAGUUCGAAAAAAUUUAUCUUCAAUGUCGUAUUUUCUGACACAUUUAAUAGUCAAUUAACAAAUCGAUCUUCUUCUGACUUCAAAAAUUUCGAAUUAAGAGUUAUCAAUAUGCUGAAACCCGCCCUAUCUUCGUUCAAUUCUUUUAUGUUUACAAACAUUAUUAGAUUUGAGGAGGGAAGUACAGCGGCUUUUACUGCGACUUAUUUUGAUACCACCAAAUCACCACCUCGUGAAGAUGAUCUCAAGCUUAAAGUUGAUGAAAUCUUAAAAAACCCAGAAAAUUCAAACCAACUAAAAACGGCAUCUAUACUUCCUAGGGAGUCAACAGAAAAAUGUGACCAAGGACAAGGUUUAUCAUUUGAUGACGGUUGUUAUGAUUGUCCAAAGGGAACUUAUCAGCCUCCUGAGUCUCCUGAUACUUGCAUAAAAUGUAACGAUCAAUUCGAUACAAUAAAAGAUAAAACUGCGGGCAAACAUGAUGAGGUUUGUCUAAAAAUAUGUCCACCAGGUAAAAGGAGAAUAGGAACUUCAGACUGUGUUGAUUGUGGAAUUGGAGAAUAUAAAGCAAAUGCAAACAUUAUGGACAAAUGCGACAAGUGUGAGGACUUAAAUACUAUAGGUAAACAGAUUACGGAAGGACCAGCUGCAACUGGGAGUGGAGCUUGUUUUAGAGAAUGUGAUUUAGGUGAAGAAAAUAAUUCGUGUUCAAAAUGCAAAGUUGGUUAUUUCAAAAGUAAUAAGACGAAGAGAAAUUGUGAGAAAUGUCCGGAGGGCUAUACAACGAAAGGAAGCGGAAGCACGAAGAUGAAACCUAGCAAUGAAGAAGAUAGACAUGGAUGCCAUCAAGCUUGCCUCAUUCUAGGUGCGGGAUAUUGUAAGAACCAAGGUAAAUGCAAUCCGCCAGAAGAUUCUGGUGGGUGGAAGCCACCUACUUGCAUCUGCGAGGCCGAUUAUAAAGGUUCAACAUGUCAAGAUAUAAAGGAAGAUAACACAGUAAGUUACAUUAUUGGAGGUACUAUUGGAGGAGUUGCUGGGAUACUUUUUAUAGUUCUAGCUGUUUUGGCUGUUUUGGGUCUUUGUCGUUAUCAUAAAUUCUCGCACAAACCUCUCAAACAAAAUAUGAACGAUGCAAACGAUACCAGUGAUAAAAAACCUCUUCCUAUCACUACUCCUCAAACAAUGAUGGUGGCUCAGCCAGGCGUCUAUAGUCCUAUGGGUGUAGGGGGUGCACCGACCAACAGAGCUGGUACCCCAUCUGCCACUUUAGUUAAUAUGACACAAAGUAAGUUCGAUAAACAGCAUAUGUACAUACAGUAUAUCAAACCUUGAUUUUUAUUAUAUUAACAGGUAAUCCUCCUUAUAUGUAUUAUGAGGAAAGAGAUUCUAGAGAUAUGUUCGACAUGCAAGAUUUCCGAAGUGUCAGCCAAGUAAAUGGUAAUUAUGGUUACGGAGGAGGUUCAUCUGCAACAUUUUUCGCCAAGUAGAACGAGUAUUUUCCUAAACUUUUCGUUCAUAAAACUUUUUUAAUACUUAUUAAUUAUUUAUAAUGUUUUGCUAUUCACUAAAUAUCAUUUUUUUUAUGAAUAAAAAUUUGAAUGUUUAU
This is a messenger RNA of Dimorphilus gyrociliatus, 12291 nucleotides long. Lineage: Eukaryota; Metazoa; Annelida; Polychaeta; Dinophilidae. The record is from the annotation of a GenBank genome assembly.